Messenger RNA from Haliotis rubra (blacklip abalone), 2008 nucleotides. RefSeq names its product tRNA modification GTPase GTPBP3, mitochondrial-like. Gene Ontology annotation, cellular component: cytoplasm; mitochondrion. Gene Ontology annotation, biological process: tRNA wobble uridine modification; tRNA methylation. NCBI's taxonomy places the organism in Eukaryota, Metazoa, Mollusca, Gastropoda, Lepetellida, Haliotidae. The record is from RefSeq and is a predicted model, not a curated record. Gene Ontology annotation, molecular function: GTP binding; protein binding; GTPase activity.
CAGGCACACGUGCUUCCGGCUUGGAAUGUUUUGAUUUUACUCUGGUCAGAAAUGAUCAGCGUGUUGACCUAAUAGAUCGAUUAUAAUAUCGUCCUGAUAAAGAGAUGAAUGAAAAAGACAGCUAUGGCUGACAGAAGUGAGUUUGAGACCCGACAGAUCCAUGCUGCAUAGUCUCGGCAUCGUUUUAUCAUUUGGUAGCUCUCAAGGGUUCCUCAACUACCAUGUCAAUACAAACUCGAUCUUCCAUUUGGGGAGGUGGGGGUGGGGUGUUGAGUCCCAUCCAGGAUUAUUUAAGGCCUUCCAGCCUCUGGGCAUCACUUGAUAAGCUCCUUUAAAUAGCUUGUUUUAGGUGUCAUAUAUGUUUCUUCAGGCUCAGGCUCAGCUCCUGAGGGCUUUCGCAUCGGUUGAUAUCUUCGAGACGAUGUUCUGCUCUCUGCCAGGAAGCAAUGCUGACCAUAUGAUGCUAUGGAUGAAACUCCUGGCCUGCCGCCUUGGACACACCCAUUGCCGGAGAGUCUCUCAACAAGUGCUAUAUGGUCGGGGAACAAUCUUUGCCCUCUCGUCUGGGCACGGCAGAUCUGGAGUUGCUGUUAUCAGGGUCUCCGGACCUUCCACAUCAGAAUCACUUCGACAGAUGGUUAGAAGAAUCCCACCACCUCGGAAAGCGGUUCUACGACGGAUUUACCAUCCACAGUCCACAGAAGCAAUAGACAAGGGACUUGUGCUCUGGUUUCCAGGGCCGAAGAGCUUCACAGGUGAGGACUGUGCAGAGUUCCAGGUGCAUGGCGGUGCCGCUGUGGUGACAGCGAUGUUGGGCGCUUGUGGACUUCCCGGUUUCCGCCAUGCUGAAGCUGGAGAGUUCACAAAAAGGGCCUAUAUGAACGGUCAGCUUGACCUGACGGAGGUGGAGGGUCUGUCUGACCUGAUCUCAGCAGAGACAGAAGCACAGAGACGCCAGGCACUACGCCAGAUGGAGGGGGAUCUCGGGAAUAUGUACAUGGCUUGGAGGAGGAGGAUCAUCAAGUGUCUCGCCAAUGUAGAGGCAUAUAUUGACUUCAGUGAAGAUGAGAACAUAGAGGAUGGCGUUUUAGAUCAUGCAAGGUCAGAGGUGCAAGUGAUGGCAGAAGAAAUGAAAGGCCAUCUCCACGACAACCGUAGAGGGGAAAGGUUACGAUCUGGAGUACGUGUUGCGAUCAUUGGAGAACCAAAUGUGGGCAAGAGCAGCCUCCUCAAUGCACUGUGUCAGAGACCAGCUGCCAUUGUCUCCCCUAUAGCUGGCACUACACGGGAUGUGGUGGAGACGGCGCUCAACAUCGGAGGUUACCCGGUGCUCUUGAGUGACACAGCAGGACUUCGAGAGACAGGGGAUGCUGUAGAGAAGGAGGGUGUCCGACGUGCAAUAGAGAGAGCAAAGCAAGCAGACAUCAAAAUAAUUCUUGUGGAUGCAUCAAAGUUUUCAUCGGCUUACACAGACUGUGAUGUGGACAAAUUUGUAAGGGACCAUUUGUAUGACCUUGGAGUGAUGGACACCACACAGCAUGAAGACAGUGAAGCAGAUAGACUGAUGCUGGAUGCUGGAGAUGCUGUCCAGCUGGAUGAGGACAGACAGACACUGCUGGUGGUCAACAAGUGUGACCUUGUGCCCUCAUGGAACCCAAACUUUCCCCCUGGGGAUGUUGCCACGGCAGCACUGUCCUGUACCACAGGGGAAGGAAUGGAACACUUCAUAAUCCUUCUGGCGGAGACGGUGAAACGUGGAUGUGGAAAUCCUCUGAGUGGCAACCCAAGUCUUACCAAGGCCCGUCAUCGGCACCAUCUCACUCGGUGUGUCAGCCAUCUUGAAUCCUACUUCAGUCUGGAGCAAGACACAGAUAUUGUUCUAUCUGCACAACAACUUCCAAAAGCAGCUCGGGAACUUGGGAAGAUCACUGGGAAGAUAACUUCAGAAGAUAUUUUGGAUGUUAUUUUUAAAGAUUUCUGUAUUGGAAAAUAAAUAUUGGAAGUUUCA